AUGGAUGCUAGCUCUGGUGCGGGCAUCUUCAGCACUAAACUAGUUCCUUGGUUAAAAGAAUAUUUAAAACAAAGAGGCAUUCAAAGCUCGGGAAAGCGCAAGAAUGAACUAGUAGAACUUUGUGUAAAAAGUGAGGAGAUAAAAGUCCCGAAAAUCUCAGAAGAAGAAGAGCCAGUCGAUCCAGCAAUUUCAAUGAAAGAGCAACUGAAAACUAACAAUGAAGGGUACUUGGCCAAUCCGUUGAACAAAGAAAAUCAGGCUUUUGGUAAAUGGACCCACAAUUUUUCGGAAGUACCAGACUUUAGAUUUCCUGAUCUUUUUAAUUAUCUAGUGGGAAAGGAUCCCGGGUAUAACGCCGAAAGCCUAAAAAGUUACAAAUCUCUUCUGGGAUACAAGCUGUACUUCGAUGGACACGUAGAAGACCUUUGUUACCAUCCGCCACAAUCUAGUGCCAGCAGUUACAGUUAUUUUCUGUUUGCUGUAAAGCCAACUGAAAGGUCCAAGGCUGACGAUGGGUCAGCAACAUAUAAGGGUUUUUUUAUUUUAAAGAAGGAUGGAAUUGUGCAUUCAGCCUACUGCCCAUGCAAAGGAGGGGCAGAUGGAGGUUGUCGCCACAUAGCUGCAGCACUGUUUGAUCUGGAAGCAAGCGUACGAUUCAAUGAUCUCCAGUCAUGUACAUCAAGACAAUGCAUGUGGAAAAAGAAAGGAAAGAGAAAUGAGGGAAGUUUGCCUAUUCAGGAGCUACAAACAAAUAGUGGUGGCUAUGGUGUGACAGUAAAAGACUCUGCAAAGCCAAGAGAUUUUAAUCCACUUUGUAUUCCUUAUGACCCAGCUGAAUUAGAACAACAGUUCAAAGCUGGGUUGCUGGAAACAUUCCCAGGUUCUUCAGCUCUCCCUUUCUUACAUUCAGCUGAAGAACCAGGGCAAACAGAGGAAGAAAUCAGGGCUUUGAUAAGUGAUGAUUUAAAUGUCAGUAAACAAGAAAGUGUUCAAAGUGUUGAUGUUUAUUCAAUGAGUGAUUACGCUAAAGUGUUUGUUUCUGUUAAUAUUGAAAAAGUGACACCUACAGUCUCUACAGAACUUGCAACUGAGUUCCUUGAGUUUAUUUCAUUUAAUGAAGAGCAAGCAGAAAUGAUCAACAAAAAGACUGUCAAUCAAUCCCAGUCCCAAUUUUGGUUUGAUCAAAGGGCAGGAAGAAUUACAGCUUCCUCAUUUUACAUCGUGUGCCACCUCAGAGAGAGCACAGACAAGAGAAACACUGUGAAGCAUCUUAUGAAUUACUGUCCAAUUGCUGAAGAUGCAAUGCCAAAACAGUUAACAUGGGGUCAUGAAAAGGAAAAGAAAGCACUUGAUCUCUACAUUAAAAAACAAAAGAGAAACCAUGAGAAGUUGUCAAUAAAAAACGGUGGACUAAUAGUAAACACACUAUGGCCCUUCUUGGGAGCCAGUCCUGAUGGUGUCAGGAUUUGUGAGUGCUGUCAGAAGAAGUUAAUUGAAAUUAAGAGCAUGUAUGCAAAAAGAAAUCUCCCUCCACAGGUUGCAGCUGAGGAGAAGCUCGUGUUUGUUGGUGACAAAUAUAUACUAAAAAAAGAAACAAAAUGGAACUAUCAAAUUCAGGGUCUGAUGGGAAUAACAGGGAUUCAUUGCUGUGAUCUAGUUAUUUAUACCUUAACAUUGAUUGUUAAUGUCAAGUUUGACAGUGAGUUGUGGAACGAAAUGCUUGAGAAGCUGAGAAACUUUUUCUUAAAGUACAUAGUUCAGGAACUCUUUCACCAUGACAUACUUAAAUCAUUAUAAGGGACUAUCAUUGGUGGUGAAUGCUGAUGCUCAAUGCUGGAUAAUUCCUCAGUGGGUCUAAAGAAGAUUUUUGAUAUGUGUUAUUAACCAUUAACAUAAACUGACUGGUAAUUGUUCAAAGUUACAAACUUAUUGUGCUUCUCAGCUCACAAGGCAGCAGUAGUUAUUUAGCCAGGGGUGGUAGCAAAUUGCACAGAGCAGCACACACACUAAAAAUGUUGUCAGCAAUGGGCAGCAUUGGAACAAGAAAGUUCCCUUGUAGAAUUCUAAAGUCCUUAAGUCGUCCAAUGGCACGUUCUACAUGGAUCUGAACACUGGCAAUGGCACGGGUAGAUUUUACUGCCUUCUUAGACAGUUGCUUUCCUGAGUAAAAAAAGAUAUUUCAAAUUAAGUAAAUGCCAACUUGAGAAGCUACUGAUAGAGAAGUACUUGCUGUUUUUCAGUCAAAGCUGUUUAUGUUAAAUAUCAAAGCACCUAGAAAAGAGAUCACAUAUGAUGGGAACUGCAGCCUUUAUAAACAUA
This is a messenger RNA of Pocillopora verrucosa, 2319 nucleotides long. The record is from RefSeq and is a predicted model, not a curated record. Lineage: Eukaryota; Metazoa; Cnidaria; Anthozoa; Scleractinia; Pocilloporidae.